Messenger RNA from Copidosoma floridanum, 1098 nucleotides. RefSeq names its product stubarista 40S ribosomal protein SA (gene sta). The record is from RefSeq and is a predicted model, not a curated record. Gene Ontology annotation, cellular component: ribosome; small ribosomal subunit. Gene Ontology annotation, biological process: translation. Gene Ontology annotation, molecular function: structural constituent of ribosome. NCBI's taxonomy places the organism in Eukaryota, Metazoa, Arthropoda, Insecta, Hymenoptera, Encyrtidae.
GAGAAACUCCUAAGUGGCAUUAAACACGUUGACUCGUAAGUAAAUCACAACGUAACAAUGUCAGGAGGAUACGACCCACUAGCUCUCAGAGAAGAUGACGUUACAAAGAUGUUGGCUGCAUCCACGCACAUUGGAGCAGAAAAUGUUAAUUUCCAGAUGGAACAGUACGUCUACAAACGUCGUGCAGGAGGCUGUAACAUCAUUAACCUGAGGCGCACCUGGGAGAAGCUUCUCCUUGCUGCUCGUGCUAUUGUGGCCAUUGAGCACCCAAGUGAAGUCUUUGUCAUCAGUUGCCGUCCCUUCGGACAGAGGGCUGUCCUUAAAUUUGCCUCUCACACCGGAGCAACCCCCAUUGCCGGACGUUUCACUCCUGGUGCUUUCACUAAUCAGAUCCAGGCUGCAUUCAGGGAACCAAGACUGCUCAUAGUCACAGAUCCAGCGACCGAUCACCAGCCCAUCACCGAGGCCAGCUACGUCAACAUCCCAGUCAUUGCCUUGUGCAACACAGACUCGCCCGUGCGUUUCAUUGACAUUGCCAUCCCAUGCAAUACCAAGAAUUCUCACAGCAUUGGUCUCAUGUGGUGGCUUCUCGCUCGCGAGGUCUUGCGCCUCCGUGGUUCCAUCCCUCGGGAUAAGUGGGACGUUGUUGUCGAUCUGUUCUUCUAUAGAGAUCCCGAAGAGGCCGAAAAAGAGGAGCAAAUGGCUAAGGAGCAAACGCCAGCUACCAAGGAGUUCGCACCGAUUGCCGAUGCUGGUCUGUCCGCUUCAGACUGGCCCGUUGAGGUUGUCGACCCCAACGCGCCACCCACCGAAGUUUGGGCCGAUGAUGUUCCCGUCGCUGCGGCUUCCGUUGCUCCUGUUGCAUCAGUUGCCGCUGCUGCUGCUCCAGCUCCCUUCACCGCUAGCACCGACUGGGCCGCUCCCGUUCAAGAUGAAUGGGCUGCAGCACCUGCGCCAGCAGAGACCAUGACGCAAGGCCAAAGCUGGGGUGGCGCCAGCAGUAACUGGUCGUAAAUCUUUGGGUUUCAUAUUGUUAACCCAAAAUGUUCUGACCAAGCUUUAUAUUCGAGAUCUUCAAUAAAGCUGACUUUUUAAUAA